Molecule: messenger RNA, 471 nt
Organism: Chironomus riparius
Lineage: Eukaryota; Metazoa; Arthropoda; Insecta; Diptera; Chironomidae
Source: the annotation of a GenBank genome assembly
AUGGGAAGUUUUGUCUUAAAGAUGCGAGCUUUUGCCUCAAAGAUGCGAACUCUUGGUUCAAAGAUGCGAGCUCUUGGUUCAAAGAUGCAAACUCUUGGUUUAAAGAUGCGAACUCUUGGUUCAAAGAUGCAAACUCUUGGUUCAAAGAUACGAACUCUUGGUUCAAAGAUGCGAACUCUUGGUUCAAAGAUGCGAACUCCUGGUUCAAAGAUGCAAACUCUUGGUUCAAAGAUACGAACUCUUGGUUCAAAGAUGCGAACUCUUGGUUCAAAGAUGCGAACUCUUGGUUCAAAGAUGCAAACUCUUGGUUCAAAGAUACGAACUCUUGGUUCAAAGAUGCGAACUCUUGGUUCAAAGAUGCGAACUUUUUGUUUCAAUUUGGACGAACUUCACUCAAGUAAUGAAUAUUUUUUGGUGAUACAUCAAACAUCUUUAAACAUAAUGAAGAACUUUUUAUUUUAUUUUGAAUGA